This is a messenger RNA of Ipomoea triloba (trilobed morning glory), 1797 nucleotides long. Its product is annotated as probable bifunctional methylthioribulose-1-phosphate dehydratase/enolase-phosphatase E1 1. The record is from RefSeq and is a predicted model, not a curated record. The transcript has 12 exons. Gene Ontology annotation, molecular function: magnesium ion binding; acireductone synthase activity. Lineage: Eukaryota; Viridiplantae; Streptophyta; Magnoliopsida; Solanales; Convolvulaceae. Gene Ontology annotation, cellular component: cytoplasm. The coding region runs from base 72 to 1655 and encodes 527 amino acids.
UGGUCGCCACCGCACUCCCUCUCGCUCUAUCUCUACACACCACGAUCUUUGCCUAUAUAUACGCCUCCAAGAUGGCUGCGGCCGCCCCGCUGGUGGUGAACGGAGCAGUAAAAAUGGCUAAUACCUCACAGGCAUACCUUGAGAGCGGCAAAGUCAGAGAGACCAAGGCCUUGAUAACCGAGCUGUGCCGUCAUUUCUAUACUCAGGGUUGGGUCUCCGGCACCGGCGGCAGCAUCACCAUCAAGGUCCACGAUGACUCUAUUCCCAAACCCCAACAGCUCAUUGUUAUGUCCCCUUCAGGAGUGCAGAAGGAAAGAAUGAUGGAAGAAGAUAUGUAUGUGUUAUCUCCAAAUGGGUCAGUUUUAUGUGAGCCAUUGGCUAAGCCCUACCCUAACAAGCCUCCCAAGUGUUCUGAUUGUGGUCCUCUGUUCUUGAAGGCUUAUGAGAUGCGUAAUGCAGGUGCUGUGAUCCAUAGUCAUGGAAUGGAAUCUUGUCUUGUAACAAUGAUCAAUCCAUCAUCCAAAGAAUUUCGGAUUACUCAUAUGGAAAUGAUCAAAGGGAUUCAAGGGCACGGUUACUAUGAUGAGCUUGUGGUCCCAAUCAUAGAGAACACUGCCCAUGAAAGGGAACUCACAGACUCUCUUGCUGAAGCUAUAAAAGCUUACCCAAAAACAACAGCUGUUCUGGUCCGGAAUCAUGGAAUAUACAUAUGGGGAGAUUCUUGGAUUAGUGCUAAGACACAGGCUGAAUGCUAUCACUACCUCUUUGAUGCUGCAAUUAAACUUCAUCAGCUAGGACUAGACUGGUCAACGCCAACUCAUGGCCCCAUCCGUAAGUCUAUUGGUGUUUUAGGCAGUUUACAUCCUACCAAGGCAUCUGCAAAAGAGGGGAGUGUUGCUUCAAAUGGUGGAAUCGGGCCAUCAAGACGCUGCAUUGUUCUGGACAUUGAAGGAACCACUACACCAAUAUCUUUUGUGUCUGAUGUUCUCUUCCCUUAUGCUCGGGAUAAUGUGGGGAGACAUUUGGAUAUCACAUAUAACACUGCGGAAACUCAGGAUGACAUCAAAUUACUGAGAGCUCAAGUAGAAGAAGAUUUACGGAAUGGGGUUGCGGGUGCUGUGCCCAUCCCGCACGAUGAUGCUGGGAAAGAAGAGGUAAUUGCAGCUCUGGUUACCAAUGUGGAGGCAAUGAUUAAAGCCGACCGCAAGAUUACUUCGCUAAAACAAUUACAGGGUCAUAUUUGGCGGACUGGUUUUCAGCAUAACGAGCUAGAGGCAAUUGUUUAUGAUGAUGUGCCCGAAGCUCUAGAGAAAUGGAACGCUUUGGGCAUCAAGGUCUACAUAUAUUCAAGCGGUAGCAGAUUGGCACAGAGGCUCUUAUUUGGCAACACAAAUCACGGGGACCUGAGAAACUUCCUUUGUGGAUUUUUCGACACAACAGUGGGGAACAAGAAGGAAAUGAAAAGUUACAUCGAGAUCACAGAGUCUUUGGGAGUGGAUAACCCAUCCGAGAUUCUGUUCGUGACAGAUGUCUAUCAAGAAGCAACUGCAGCGAAAGCCGCAGGUUUGGAGGUGAUCAUCUCUGUUCGCCCAGGAAACGGGCCUCUGCCUGAAAAUAAUGAGUUCAGGACUGUCAAAAGCUUUGCAGACAUCUGAUAGAGGCUAUACAUACCAAGAUUUAGCACCUUGUUUGUGUGAGUUUGGGCAUAAAUAAUGUUGGAAUACUUCUUCCUCUUACAAACAUUGAAGUUAUUGAAGUUAUAUUGCUCCAUAAAUGUUGUUCUACCCUCUCCUGAUA